AUGGUAAAGAGAUACGGAGCAUUAUUCACCUGUUUAGCAAGUCGUGCAAUCCAUAUUGAAGUCGCUGACACUAUGGAGACGGAUUCGUUUAUCAAAGCGCUAAGGAGGUUCAUUUGUAGAAGAAGCCCAGUCCAAGAAAUUCGCUGUGACAGAGGAACGAACUUCAUCGGUGCGGAAAACGAGCUCAAAAGAACAAUCGAGGAGAUUGAUGACGAAAAGGUGAAGACAGAGCUACUGAAAGACAACAUCGAUUGGAUUAAGACUCCAGCCUCCGCGAGCAACUUUGGAGGCGUGUGGGAAAGACAAAUUCGGUCAAUCAGGAACGUCAUCAAUGCGCUUAUGAAGGAACACGGGACUCAAAUGGACGAAGAAAUCUUGAGAACAUUCCUAUGUGAAGCAGAAGCUACAGUUAACAACAGACCUUUCACAUUGGAAACCCUCAACGAUCCACUUUCUGAACCACCAUUAUCUCCAAGCAUGCUUCUUACAGGAAAGACGAAGCUUGUAUUGCCCCCGCCGGGAGAAUUCAAGGGAGAAGACAUGUAUUGCAAGAAAAAAUGGAGAAGAACGCAGCAUUUAGUGCAAGAGUUUUGGCAGAGAUGGAGCAAGGAAUACUUGCAACAACUGCAAUCGAGAUCCAAGUGGACGCAACCAAAGAGAAAUUUUACGACGGGAGAUGUUGUCUUGCUGCGAGAAGUUCAAUAUCCAAGAAAUAAGUGGCCCCUGGCUAAAGUUGUACGUGCUCAUCCAGAUGAUCAAGGCCAAGUUAGAUCGGUUACGGUACUGACGCCGAAUAGAUCUAUGCUCGAAAGACCAUUAAUAAGCAUGUUCUGCUCUUAGAGUCACAAUAGACUGGGAUUCCCCAACGAGGAGCCGGGACAUUCG
Molecule: messenger RNA, 885 nt
Organism: Paramuricea clavata
Lineage: Eukaryota; Metazoa; Cnidaria; Anthozoa; Malacalcyonacea; Plexauridae
Source: the annotation of a GenBank genome assembly